Molecule: messenger RNA, 330 nt
Organism: Zygotorulaspora mrakii
Lineage: Eukaryota; Fungi; Ascomycota; Saccharomycetes; Saccharomycetales; Saccharomycetaceae
Exons: 1
Coding region: 1-330 (109 amino acids)
Source: RefSeq, a predicted model, not a curated record
AUGAGCUCUGCCGACACUAUGUACAGAAUGAUGAUUCUGCUAGAAGAAUCGAUAAAUGACGAGGAGAGGAAAGAGCAGGAAGAACUCAGUGGUAAAGAGGUGAAAAAAACGCACGAGUUUGUUGAAGAGCUACUGAUGCCAUUCCAUAUCGAUGAAUUGGAUAUUCUGAAUGUAUGGUUCGAUAAAUUUGACAAAGAGAUCUGCAUAGAAAAUGAAGGCCAUAUCAAGUACGAAAUCACCAGCGAUGGACUCAUCGUUCUGAUACUAGACAAAGAACUAGAGGCUCUGAUAGAAAGGGUCAAACAGUUUGUGGAAGAAAACAGCUCAUAA